UUCAGAUAAAAGGGUGCUCCUUUAAUAGUGUUUGAAUUAUUCUAAUCCUCUGAAUAUUUUCAAACAAUUUUUAUGCACCCUUUGAUCAACGGAUAGUUCUACACAAUGUCCUGGGUAAGAGACUUGAACAAGUCGCAUGUACUUGCGACAGCCUGUUUACUUCUGGCGCUCGGUCUGGACAAUUGUAAUGGAUUUUCUGUAAUGGAAAAGGAAAUUAGAGCGCUUGCUGAGGAGGCGCUCAAGAUGGACGAGAAUAAGGAAAUCAUGAUGGAUGCCAUCCGUACAACUCCGGAGAUGAUAGAAGCUCACGGAUACCCCGCGGAGGUGCACACGGUCACCACCAGGGACAGAUAUGUGCUGGAGCUUCACCGCAUCCCCCACGGCCGCAGGACAGGCCUUGAGAGAGACAUGCCUGAGAAGCUUGAGAGAGACAUGCCUGAGAAGCUUGAGAGAGACAUGUCUGAGAAGCUUGAGAGAGACAUGCCUGAGAAGCUUGAGAGAGACAUGCCUGAGAAGCUUGAGAGAGACAUGCCUGAGAAGCUUGAGAGAGAUAUCUUGAGAGAGACCAUGCGUGACAAGCUUGAGAGACACAAACGUGAGAAGCUUGAGAGAUAUCUGCGUGAGAAGCUCGAGAGAGACAUGCGUGAGAAGCUUGAGAGAGAAAUGCGUGAGAAGCUUGAGAAAGACAUGCGUGAGAAGCUUGAGAAAGACACGCGUGAGAAGCUUGAGAGAGACCUGUGUGAGAAGCUUGAGAGAGACCUGUGUGAGAAGCUUGAGAGAGACCUGCGUGAGAAGCUCGAGAGAGACAUGCACAUGCGUGAGAAGCUCGAGAGAGACAUGCGUGAGAAGCUCGAGAGAGACAUGCGUGAGAAGCUCGAGAGAGACAUGCGUGAGAAGCUCGAGAGAGACAUGCGGGAGAAGCUCGAGAGAGACAUGCGGGAGAAGCUCGAGAGAGACAUGCGGGAGAUGCUUGAGAGAGACAUGCGGGAGAAGCUUGAGAGAGACAUGCGUGAGAAACGUGCGAGAGACAUGCGUUUUAUUCUUGCUGAUGCUGGCUACGACGUUUGGAUGGGAAACGUUCGUGGCAACACCUACUCCAGAAAACACGAGAUCCUCAGUCCCGAUGACGCCCGCUUUUGGAAAUUCAGUUGGAGCGAAAUGGGAAAGUUCGACGUGCCCGCUAGCAUUGACUAUGCCCUGAACGUGACGCAACAAGAUCAGCUCUAUUACGUCGGCUUCAGUAUGGGAACUACCGUCUUCUUCACCAUGAUGAAUUAUCAUCCUGAAUACAAUCAGAAGAUUAUUGGAAUGAUCGCGCUGGCCCCCGUCGCGUACGUGACACACAUCAAGGGACCGCUGGGGGCCAUGAUCCCGUACGCGUCAACGUUCCAGACCUUAAUGGAAAUGGCGGGAGUGAACGAAGUCUUUUCUACUGGCAAAGUUUUCGACUUGCUGGUGUCGUCAGUUUGCUCGAGCAAGGAGUUCACAGCGCCGCUCUGCCACAACAUUCUCUUCGCCCUCACCGGUCCUGACGCCCACCAUCUCAACCCGGAAUUUCUUCCGGUGAUAUUAGCCCACACUCCAGCCGGCACAUCACUGCGCACUCUGCUACAUUUCCUGCAGAAUGGCAAGGCUGGUCGUUUCCAAGACUUUGACUUGGGCUGGUUUGGAAACUUUAGGCGCUACCGACAAGCCACCGCACCAGUGUUCAAUUUGACGCGCGUCACCGCCCCUGUAGCCGCCUUCUACGCGGACAACGACUGGCUCGCACCCCCAGCGGAUGUGCGAAGGACAGUCUCGGAACUCGGCAACGUUGUCCUGCGACACAAAGUCCCGGAUGAGAACUUCUCUCACCUCGACUUUUUGUGGGCUAAAGACCCAGUUGGUUUAGUUUAUCAAAAAGUGCUCAAGUGCCUCGCCCACUUCAAGAGAAUAGCGACCUGAGGCGCAGUCCUCGGCAGUCGGGCAUCGCGCUCCUCAACGAUAUUUAUCACGUUACGUUUGUCAUCAUCACUCGCUGAUCGAGUUCACAAAUCAUAUUCCUGCUCACCGUAUAUUUGUUUUGUCGCAAAGUUCGAAUAAUGAAUAAUAAGGCCACAUCAGGCCUACUCUUUAGCGCCGACAUCACUAUGUUAUGAGAGUGUUAUUGUACUGAGGACGAGUCGUUAGAUCACUUUCACACGACCUAAAGCGAAGACUGAAAAUUUUAUAUUAAUCGUUAAUUGUUAAAUGGAUUCAACGAUUGCUUCAAAAGCGAUUAUAUUGUGAUUGUGCGAAAUAUGGUUAGGUUAAACUUGUUAUUUUAUUGAAAUUCCAACGACUGCCAAAUAAUGUGGUGAUAGGUUAUAGGAUCAAUGAUAGAUUAUUGCUUGAUUAUUCGCUCAUCUGAUAGACUAUUAAGAGAAGUUACUCUAUUAGUUCAUAUUAUUUAUACUUAGCAAUACGCAGCAUACAUUAGUAGGAGACCUAAAGCAACUGACCUCUCAUCCAUCUUUCGUAGUGUCUAUAUUUUAAUCGCACUCAUGAUCACGUAAUUUAUAAACUGGAGUUGAUGGAAAAUGAAUUUAUUGCUGAAGGAAUCGCAUCGUACCAAAAAAUAUAGCAUUUCUGUAAUAAACUCCAUUGUAAAUCCAAUACGCGACGCUUAAAAGAGUAUCAUAAUUACAAACACGAGUGUAUCAUCUUUGCACAACGUUUAUACGUAACUCGAUAGUUUGAAAAACAAACUGAAAUAUUUACAUUUCAAAACUUACCAUCACUGGGUGAUAACUUGAUGAAAUCUAGAAUGUUGGGCGUGUUUUCCUUUCAUUUCGUUAAGCGAAUUAAGAAAAACUAAACACUAAAUGCAAAACGAAUUGCCGCCCUUAAGGCUUUGGAGGUCGUCAUCUAGCAGGAGAUAUUUUGUUAAGCGUCGCGAAAAAAUUGAUGGUGAUCAUCAUCGUUGUUCUUGGCAGACGCAGAGCAUCGCGGUUAAAAGGAUGAACAGUUCAACGAAAUGUUACUAUGUAUGGCGGUCGUUACAUAGGAAAUUCAAGUCAGUUGUGCAUGAAAAUUAAGUGGCAUUAACUAUUAUUAACUAUUACCUCAUUUUAUGAAAAUAAUUUAUCUUCAUGUUGA
Messenger RNA from Hyalella azteca, 3117 nucleotides. RefSeq names its product lipase lipl-1. Bases 106 to 1944 code for a protein of 612 amino acids. Gene Ontology annotation, biological process: lipid metabolic process. NCBI's taxonomy places the organism in Eukaryota, Metazoa, Arthropoda, Malacostraca, Amphipoda, Hyalellidae. The transcript is spliced from 13 exons. The record is from RefSeq and is a predicted model, not a curated record.